AUGUUCGUCGGUCUUCCCGUCGCUUCAUUCUUUUUCGUCGCAGUUCUUGCGGUUCUUGCGUUUUUCAGGCCUGUCAAGUCGAACGCGGCUCUUAUUACACUCGUCCUGUGGUCCAUCGUUUGCAAUAUCAUUCAUGGAGUCGAUGCUGUCCUUUGGGCGGACAACACGAACAUUCACAUACCUGUAUGGUGCGAUAUUUCAUCAAGAAUACUUCUGGCGUCGCAUAUAGCAUUUGCAGGAGCAUCUCUGAGAGUUGCGCUUGACCUCGAGGACGCUUCUUCGGCCAGGGCCAUCUCCGAAGACAAGUAUACAAAAAGAGUACGACGGAUAUUCAACGUACUAUUAUGCUUUCUUGUCCCCAUGAUAUAUGUCAUAUUGCGUGAGUUCCCUUUUCCUCCUCAUCUGUCGCAGUGGGGGACUUACAACCAACCCAGAUUUAUUCUUCCAAUAUCACCGAUUUGA
Desarmillaria tabescens is the source of this 462-nucleotide messenger RNA. RefSeq names its product pheromone A receptor-domain-containing protein. Bases 1 to 462 code for a protein of 153 amino acids. Gene Ontology annotation, cellular component: plasma membrane. Gene Ontology annotation, molecular function: mating-type factor pheromone receptor activity. The transcript has 2 exons. The record is from RefSeq and is a predicted model, not a curated record. NCBI's taxonomy places the organism in Eukaryota, Fungi, Basidiomycota, Agaricomycetes, Agaricales, Physalacriaceae. Gene Ontology annotation, biological process: G protein-coupled receptor signaling pathway.